ACGACGAUUAGGUUAGCUGCUGCUGCUGAAGUUCUUCUACUGACUGCUUCUCUACGAUGAGCUCUUCGGGAACAGCUUCAAAAGUAAAGUUAUCAUCUUUAUUCGCAAACCCACAAAGGCCCACAUCUUCAAAUUCCAAAACUUCAAGCAAGCUUUCAUCUUUGUUCAUCAAGAACCAAGGCACGCCCACUUCUUCAAAUCCCACAACUUCAUCAGAAAACCCAAUUUCCAAAGUUCCAAUCCAAACCCAACUUGAAAAAUUUCUCGAAACCAACUGUAAGUCAGGUGAUGUUACCAUCAAUGAAGCGCUGCACUAUUUUGAGCACAUGAUUCAAAUGCAACCCACUCCUCCAAUUUGGUCAUUCAAUUGUUUAUUUGGUGGACUUGCCAAGAGUAAGCAUUGCUCUCAUGUUUUUUUGCUUUACAAUAAGUUAAUAUCAGUUGGGUUGUUGCCUAAUUUCAUUACGCUUAAUAUUUUGCUUAAUUGCUUUUGUAAUGUGAACCGGGCUCGUGAUGGUUUUGUGGUUAUGGGAAGUCUUUUAAGGAGGGGCUAUAGACCAAGUACUGUGACUUAUACAGCAUUGCUUAAAGGGUUGUGUAAGGAGGAUAGGAUUGAUGAGGCAACCAGGUUGUUUAUGACAAUGAUCAAGUUGGGGUGUCAGCCUACUGUGGUUACUUUUGGUACUUUGAUUAACGGGUUGUGUCGAACAGGUAAUACGAAUGUUGCGGUUCGGUUACAUGAAGAAAUGGCUAAUGGGAAUGGUGUCUAUGGUGUUGAGUGUAAGCCAAGUGUAGUGUCUUAUGGGACCAUUAUUGAUGGGCUCUGUAAAGCUGGGUUGGUAGAUAAGGCGAAAGAACUUUUCAUAGAAAUGAAAGAUAGAGGAUUUGUCCCUGAUGUGAUUGUAUAUAGUGCUCUAAUACAUGAAUUGUACUACAAUGAAAAAUGGGAAGCGGCUAAAGCUUUGUUAAAUGAGAUGGUGGAUCAGGGUGUCAGGCCUAAUGUGGUGACAUUCAAUGUGUUAAUAGGAGUGCUUUGCAGAAGGGGACAUCUGAAAGAAAGCAGUGACUUGUUAAAGUUGAUGAUUCAAAGGGGCAUAGAUCCUGAUGUAUUUACUUACAACACUUUGAUAGAUGGCUUCUGUUUAGCGGGUAGGCUUAAUGAAGCAAGAGAGCUGUUUCAUUCUAUCCCAAGUAGAGGGUGUGAACCUGAUGCUAUUAGCUACAAUGUGUUGAUCAAUGGAUACUGCAAGAAUAGGAAUAUACAGGAAGCUGUCAAUCUUUACAAGGAAAUGAUUGGCAAAGGAACUAGGCCAACAGUAAUAACAUAUAACUCCUUAUUAACUGGUCUUUUUCAUAUGGGUAAAGUUCAGGAUGCACAAGAACUUUUUGGUGAAAUGCAAACUCAGAACCUGUUACCAAAUUCAACAACAUAUAAAAUAUUGUUGGACGGGCUUUGCAAAACUGAUCGCGUACCAGAGGCAAUGGAAGUUUUCCGUACUUUAGAAAAUUGCAACUUCAAAAUUAGUGUCGAAAUGUUAAAUUGCCUUAUUGAUGGCUUCUGUAAAGCAGGGAACCUUGAAGUUGCUUGGGAUCUUUUUCUUACAUUGUCAAAUAGAGGCCUGGCACCAAAUGUUAUAACAUAUUCCGUGAUGAUUCAUGGGCUCUGUAUAGAAGGACAACUGGAAAAGGCAAAUGGUUUGUUUAUAGAAAUGGAAGCGAAUGGUUGUGCUCCAAAUGUCAUUAUUUAUAAUAUCCUCAUGCGUGGUUUCUGCCAAAGUGAUGACUCGGCGAAAGUGGUGGAACUUCUUCACAAGAUGGUCACAAGAAAUUUGUCACCAGAUUCCUGCACAAUCUCCGUUGUCAUAGACUUGCUCUCCAAGGAUGAAAAGUAUCGUAAAUGUCUGGACUUGCUUCCAACAUUUCCUGCCACUAGCCAAUCGAAGAUGACAUGAUAAGUUUAAAAGUCACAAGCAUGAUUAUUCAGUCAUAACUUCUAAUCCGAAAGUCUUCUGAUUUUGUUCACACAUUCAACCAGAAGUUACAAAAUGUGAAGGUGCAUUGCCAUGAUCUCAAAUGGACAAUCGUUAUUGUAUUCAAAGAAAAAACUUCAGUGGUGCGGUCUGUGCGAGGGCAGAUCGCAUAGAUGGUGUAAUGAUGGACUGAACAUGCAUCCACUGGUGCCUGCAGUGCGUGAGUGACUCCCGAAUCAAGGUUGCAAAUAAACAAGACCUAGCGCAUCAUAUAUAUAUAUAUAUAUUUUUUUUUUCUGGUCUCGUGUUCUGUGGCAUGGCGUUAAGUAGAAGAGAGGCUCACCUAAAAAAGCUGAUGAGUGCAGUCUCAGCGAACUAGCAUUUCAUUCUGGAAAAGAAAAAUACCUAUCCCACAAGUUGAAAGAAGG
Prunus mume (Japanese apricot) is the source of this 2398-nucleotide messenger RNA. RefSeq lists its product as uncharacterized. Gene Ontology annotation, molecular function: protein binding; mRNA binding. Lineage: Eukaryota; Viridiplantae; Streptophyta; Magnoliopsida; Rosales; Rosaceae. The record is from RefSeq and is a predicted model, not a curated record.